Molecule: messenger RNA, 1038 nt
Organism: Diaporthe citri
Lineage: Eukaryota; Fungi; Ascomycota; Sordariomycetes; Diaporthales; Diaporthaceae
Exons: 1
Coding region: 1-1038 (345 amino acids)
Source: RefSeq, a predicted model, not a curated record
AUGCAGGCUGAGGUUGGCGACGAGGUGGGAGAGGGGAUCCCCGGGCAGACCGGCGGGGAGGUUGACGACGAGGAAGCUCGCCAAAUGCUAAGGACGGUGAUGCGGAUACCCUUCUGCAAGAAUUGCGAGACAAAAUUGUUCGAUCUACGCUACGAAUGCCAGGACUGCCCCGAUACGAACUUUUGCUCAAGCUGUCGUUUAGUUCAUAAUCGUCAUACGCUGAAGCUCGUUACCUCGCCAAUCAUUAUCAGCAGCUGGGACAACUCUGAUGAAGACGGGGAAGUUCCCGAUGACGCAAGCAGUACCCAUGACGGGACGGAUGAGGAUAGCGACGCUUCUAUACACCCCGAAUUCGAUGGAGGUGGUGAAAAUGCGGAGUAUGGUAUCGAGCACGCCAAUAUCGAGUACAUUUCUGACGAUCGUGGCCGGGGAGAGACCGAUGAGUGGGUUGAUAGCAGCCCUGAAAACAUCAUCAACAGCAAAGAGUGCCGCCCAAUCGAGCUACGAUCAAGGGCACGAAAAUCACCGGUCCGGCAGCCUGACAUUCCUUUCAAGGACUUCUCACAAAUCGCGAGAACAAUGACGAAGGCAAUGAAGCGGAUGCAGGCCGUGGUUCGCGCUGCAGAAGACAUGGUGCGUGUGCAGACUCACCAGAACUCGUCCCAAAGAGGCGUCCCAAAGACCCAUGACAGCGAACGCAGUAGAUCCACGUCGAGAAAGCGACCCGUGCCUGAGGCCCUUCUCGACUUCCCCAUCGACUUCGCUACACUGGACUAUGAUGACAAUGACGACGAGGAGAGUGAGGAAGAGGGCAAGGAUGAGGGGAGAGGUGACGAAAGUAGCAGCAGCAGCAGGAUAUGCCCACGGCCCCGGAAGAGGAAUAGGCAACGUCCACGACAGUGGUCAUCGAAGGAUCGGCGUCGACUUGCCCAGCUGAAGCAGAAGGGGUGGAAAGAUGAUCGAAUAGGCGCCGAUUUGGGCCGGAGCGCGAGUGCUGUGUCGCAGCAAUGGCGCAAACAGAGGUUGCCUGAGGGCUAG